Molecule: messenger RNA, 245 nt
Organism: Acaulospora morrowiae
Lineage: Eukaryota; Fungi; Glomeromycota; Glomeromycetes; Diversisporales; Acaulosporaceae
Source: the annotation of a GenBank genome assembly
AUGCCCAAAAAGCAAGUCAAACGCAAAGAAAAAAAAACAAAGAAAAAGGUGGCGUGGAGUGAAGAAGAUGAGACACAUCACCAGGCACUCAUCAAUUGUGCUGAUGCAUACGCUAAAGCCCGACAGGAAGUUCUCUCUAUUCCGGGUACUUCAGUCAUCGAAGACAUCCAAUAUGCAAUGUCUCUUCUCUAUGAACAAUAUAAGGCUGAAACCUGGCCCGAGAAAUUCAAGCCAAAAUACGAUCU